GCUUUCCCGCCCACUCUUCCUUCCAAGAAGAAUAUAAGCAUAUUCAUUUCUCGAUCAUCAUAAAAAUGAGCAAAAUUCAUGUCAGCUACAAUCAGAUUCACUCCAUGAUCAAGGAGACAGUGGAGAACAUGAAUCUGAAUGAUGAUUUUCAGCCGGAUAUCAUGGUGGCCAUCGGUGGAGGUGGUUUCAUUCCAGCCCGUAUCUUGAGAACCUUCUUGAAGAAGAAGAAUAACAAGAAUAUCUCUAUCCAGGCAAUUGGCCUUUCCCUCUAUGAGGACCUAGAGAUCUGGAAGGCUGCCCAUAAAGAUGAUGAAACCUCUAUCACUAGCGAACCCGAGGUCAUCAAGACUCAAUGGCUCAACUUUGACUCAUCAGAAACGUCACUUAUAGGUCGUAACAUCCUCAUUGUGGACGAAGUUGAUGAUACUCGCCGUACUCUUGCAUAUGCAGUCCGUGAGUUGACUAAGGAUUUAGAGCUUGAGUCUGAAAAGCUUCGCAAACAGGGCAAGGAGGUCCCAGAGACGAAGAUUGGUAUUUUCGUAUUGCACAAUAAGUUGAAGAAGAAGAGGGAGGAGCUUCCCAAGGAGAUUAUGGAGGGUAGAUAUUUCGCCUGUAAAGAGAUGCCUGAUCAAUGGCUAGUUUAUCCUUGGGAUGCCUUGGAUAUUGAAGAGCAUACCGAGAAGUCGCGCGAGAACACUUAUUAGAUACAUCACUAUACAAAGCAUAAUUAAGUAGGAG
Molecule: messenger RNA, 738 nt
Organism: Lobosporangium transversale
Lineage: Eukaryota; Fungi; Mortierellomycota; Mortierellomycetes; Mortierellales; Mortierellaceae
Product: phosphoribosyltransferase-like protein
Exons: 4
Coding region: 66-704 (212 amino acids)
Biological process (GO): XMP salvage; hypoxanthine metabolic process; GMP salvage
Cellular component (GO): cytoplasm
Molecular function (GO): hypoxanthine phosphoribosyltransferase activity
Source: RefSeq, a predicted model, not a curated record